This is a messenger RNA of Ambispora leptoticha, 2289 nucleotides long. The record is from the annotation of a GenBank genome assembly. Lineage: Eukaryota; Fungi; Glomeromycota; Glomeromycetes; Archaeosporales; Ambisporaceae.
AUGGUUAAUCCAGACAUUGGACGUAUUGCAAGAUGGGUUAGACAAAGUAUUGGAACAAUCCUUGAUCUCAACAUGACGCGUAUUUGUUGUGGGCGUCAAGAUCUUAAUUUUACUGUUGCUUUAAUGAACUCAUUGAAGGGAAUCGGCGUUGAAAAGGAUAAAUCCAUGGAGGAAGAAAAUGCCAACGUUGCUUAUCAAGAAACUGACCGUUUCAACUUAGACCCUUAUAAUGAAACAUACGAAAAUAGUGAUACCUUCGCAGACGAUAUGAACCAAGAUAACAACUGUCCUCAAGCCCCUUUACUGAUUGAUCCCAAUGACGAUGAUCAACAACCACCCAUCGGCCAGAACAACCAGCCCAAUCAAAAUGAUCCUAUGACCUUCUUGGACCACCAGAUAGGGAAUCUUGUACUUCAAAUGCAAAACAAUCCUGCUCCUCAAAUCAAUAUCUCUGCUAUUAAUCUUCCGGCCCAAAAUCAAGAUGUCGAAAAAGCCUUCGAAGCUAACCAAGUUCAAGAUAAUCGAAAAAUCCUAAUUGUCAUUCCUUAUUUGAAAGGCACGGUGGCUAAUUGGUGGGUUACUGCUAGGACUAUUCGACCUGCUAUUGAUCGGUGGAAUGAUCCGCACCAUGGAGGGCAAAGUUUUCAUCCUCAUUUCAUUGCUCAAUUUCAAACCCCUUCUCUUAAAAUCAGGUGGUCAUCGUUACCUGACACUGCCAAAGCCCAGAUAUUUAUCAAUGGCCUAAGACCUGAAUUGUCUACUGCUGUUGCUUCCUUUAUGCCUAACACCCUGUCCGCUGCUUAUGAACGUGCCAAAGCCUUCGAAAAUUCUUUUAAACAGAACCCCUUCUUCUAUAACCCAUACCUUAUGGCCUUUCCUCAAUCUGCGGCUAUGAUCUCUAGCAACCCUCCAGCAGUAAACUCUUCUAAUAUGGAGGAAGUUCUUGUCAAGUUCACAAAAACUUUAAAUAUGACAGGCCAUUACGCUCAUAACUGUACGAAUCCUUUGCCUCACAAUAAUCUGGGUGCGGUAACCACAGAAAGCAAUGCUACUCCUCUUGGACAGAACAACAGGCCUCAAAAUAAUCUUCCGCCAAUUAAUAAUAAUGAUGCUCCAGUUCGAGCUCAUGGAAAUGAAGCCCAGACCUUUUUGAACCUCCACUUUGACGAAAAUGAGCCUCUGUUUCUCCCUGCUGAUGAAUCUGAAAAACCUGCUCAUUCCACUCGAUCUAAAAGAAGACGUGUUGAAGAUUCGACCCUCCAAGACCUUCUUGAAGAAGAGAGGACUAGUGAUCUAGAAGAGAUUCGGGAUAGUGACAAGGAACCUAAGAGAAAAGUUGCUGUAGCUGCCAAGCCAAAAAAGGAAAUAAAUAUGGCUCCUGUCAGAAAAAGAAAAGUCGAAGACAACCCACCUCAAAUCUUUGCUCUUAUCCCUCAAUGCUUGAUUAUAUCCAAUAUCCGUGAUAAACCCGCCAAUAUCACCUUCAGACAACUUUUACAGGUAGUCUUUUCUUUCCAUUCAGAUCUUGCCAAAAGUCUCUGUAAAACAAAGACCCCCAAGAAAAGAACUCGUACCUUCAUAAAUCUUCAACCAACUCCCAAAUCAACGGCUUUGUAUUGUGACGCCAUGGUCCAAGAUAAAGUCAUCCCUCUUAUCGUCGAUAGUGGGUCCUCCGGAAGUGUUGUUUCCUCCCAUCUCUUCAGUGAGCUUGGUGAAAUUUUGGACUUUCUGUACUUGGUCAGAGGCGUUGUAGUCCCAAUCAACGUAGUGGUUACAGAUGCGCCUUCAUAUCAGGCUAUCGUUGGGAAUGACUGGUUAUCUAAAAUCAAUGCCAACAUUGACUACAAUACCUUUAAGAUGACAUUCAAAUGGAAAGAUCAAGAAAUCAUUAAUGACGACAAAGAGUCAGAUGACUCUGAGAGUGAGGACGAAACCGAGUCUGAGUAUGAAGAGGAGGAAUUGAAGGACCGUCUUUUUGGUUUCUCGGAAGAUGAAUCUAUAACCUUCCGAUAUUAUCGUGAUAAUAUGUUCGGGCCUGAGGAGAAUGAUGAUUCUGAUGAUAGUUUGGUAGCCUCCUGGUAUAACAUUCACUCUGAAAACUUAGGAGCCAGUGAUGCCUGGUGGAAUAUUGAUAGUGAUGAUAAUUAUAAAUUACCGGGUGCCGAUAUUUUUUCUGACUUUGAUGACGAUGAAUUGGAGCCCCAACAUGAGUUCUUUUUCGACCAGAUGGAAGAACCCUCCAGGAGUUGGACAUCAGAAGUUUGUGGAAUGACGAUCACAAUAAGUUAG